UCGCGUCUGAAUCGUACGUGCGAACUAUGACGUCAUACCCUAAGUAUGUUCACGCGGCGUCCUAAUUGAGUCUAAGAUAACUAUAUGACUUGCUGUUUGUGCCGACCUGCAUGCUCGCAGGGCUUGUUGCGGAGGAGCAAAGCAUUCCCGAAGCAUCGCUGAGCCCUUUAAGUAUUUCAAGAAACCAGACGGUACACGCUCAUCACAGGAUUUUCUUCCCUGGUUCCACGGUCGUCAGACAAGCCUCUGCGGAAAAAGGAAAUGGCAUUCGAGGAUGUUCUGGUAGACGUCGGAGGGUACGGCCUCUUCCAGAAGACACUGCUCACUGCGAUCGUCAUUCUGGGAACGUGGCACAUGACGUUAGGGUACUACGGACACCUCUUUUCCCUAUUGACCCCAGCUACGCAAUGGUGCUUCGUGAACGGCAGCAGUGUUGACAGCUUCAACAAGAGCAGCCUCCACAGAGGAGCGUGUCAGUUCAUCAGUCAUGCCACUAGCGUAGGAGGAAACGCUUCCGUUUUCGUCGAUAGGGAAUCUACGUGCCCUUCGGGAUGGAUGUACGACGAGAAUGAUAUAUUGCUCACGACCACUAUGGAGAAAAACUGGCUCUGUGGAAACAGCGAUAAAUUGUACACUGUCCACACCGUACACUGGAUUGGGUCCAUCACUGGCUUCCUAGUAUCAGGCUUUCUGGCCGACAGGUUUGGCAGACGGAAAACCAUAUCGGGCUUAAUAAUCAUGACCAUUGUGGCCAAUUUGGGCGGCUUGAUCUUUACCAACCACGUUCCAUUCGCUGUCUUUCGUUUCUUCUCUGGGGCCGGUACCUACACCACCUGCACGUCGUGCUUCAUUUUAGUUAUGGAAUACACGAUAUCCUCGAGGCGGACCCUUGUAGCCUUCCUGUGGGGAACCAGUUGGACUGUCAUGGCAACACUGUAUCCCUGGUACGCGUCGUGGAUCGGUACAUGGAGGGGACUCUUUAUAAGCACUGCAAUGGCAGAUGCCCUAUUGCUGUUAACCUUCUGGUGGGCACCUGAGUCAUCAUCUUGGCUCAUAUCUCGAGGCCAGAAGAAAGAAGCUGUCAAGCUUCUUCAAUGGAUCGCGAAAUUCAACGGGAAAGACAUCAGUGAAGAACAAAUUGAGAAAACAUUUGAACAGCGCGAUGACAGUGAAUUUCACGUGGAAUCCGAAGUGGCGGAAGAACUGCGUGGGUUCUGGAGCAGCACCCUAGCCCUGGUGGAAACGCCGAGGAUCCGCAAGAACACUCUGCUGGUCCUGCCAAUUUGGUGUUUAAUCACCAUGAGCAUCUACGUGGGCAGUCUGCAGCUUGGACGCAUGGGUCUGCAUGUGUACUCCGUCUACUCCAUCACUUCAGCCUUUGAACUUCCGGUUAACAUCUUUUGCGUCGUGGCCCUCGAUAGGCUGGGCAGAAGGUGGCCUAAUGUAGCUUUCAUUUUCAUUGGUGGGCUCAUCUGCGUCAUCAUGGCCAUCGUACAAACAGAUUCCCAGCUAUGGACCAUAGUGAUGGCAACAUUAUACAUGGCUUGCUUCAGUGGUGGCUUCAACAUAACCUACCAGGUCGCCUCAGAGCUCUUUCCGACUGGCAUCAGAGGAAGGGCAGUUCUGCUACAACGGAUGAUGAGCGAAUUAGGAAGCGUACUCGGGACUCAAGUUGCCGCUACGGUGGAAUGGAACCAGUAUCUGCCGCUGCUCGUUUCUGGAAUAUUAGCUAUGCUGGCAUCGGUCCUGGUCAUGUUUCUGCCAGAGACAGUAGGACUGCCGCUACCGCAAACAAUAGCGGAUGGAGAGAACCUGGGAAAGGACCGCCCAUUUUGUUUCUGCCCCUGUAUCCGUCUCCGGAAGGACACGAACAGCGACAAGGACAGACAUUGUAGUCAGACUAGUAGAGAACGUACCAUGACCUUAGAACGGCGCAUGUAAAGACAGUCAUGACAGCGGAGUGAAAGCCUGAAGACGUCGUAUGCGUGUGGAGGUGGAUACCUGGAUGGAAAAAGUGCUUCUGCAGAACGUGCGUUUUGUUAAGCCUCGUCCCCUUGUCUACAAGUGGGGGCAAUGUCUGUAGGGAGGGAAGAGAGGAAAUCAUCGGUGAUGGCAGUCCUGCUGCGCGCGACAUCGACGUGGUUUUGCAUACUUUCUGUCGAGGACACGGUACUUUCUGUCGAGGAAUCGGUCUUUCACCUGCCUCCCUGGCUACUUUUCUUUUGUAGCGUAUAAUUUCAACACCGUAUUCAGCAGAUAUGCAGUUCAGUAAAUAAUUACUUCGAGGAAAUUUUCAGAACCGAAGUAGCCGUAAUGAACCCCCCAAAGUCGUGGCUCCAGUGAAUGGCUUAUGGUCAGUUCCACCCGAAUUGAAAAUACAUACAGGUAACUACUUGGGGCCUUGCCCUUCAUUCUUGAUGUGACGGUGCUUUGCACAAUUACACGCACAAUUACAACAUAAUUACAGCUACGUGCAUACUUUGCAUAAUUACUUGGAGGAAAUUUUCAGAACCGAAGUAGCCAUAAUGAAGCCCUCAAACUCGUGGCUGUAGUGAAUGGCUUAUGGUCAAUUCCGCCUGAAUAGAAAAUACAUGCGGGUAACUAUUUGGAGCCUUGCCCUUCGUUCUUGAUAUGUAACUUUGCACAACGAGGGUCGCCAACGGGGUCCCCUAGUCUGUCGCUGACGUGGCUGGACACACCUUGCGAUUGUAGCGCCUUCCACGGCAUUCGUAAGAACAUGGCACUCGUAGAUGGAGUGCUGAAGUUGACACUGUUCCGUCUGCCACGUCUCGCAGUGCCACCACCGGCCGGACAUUCCUCUUCCCGAUGAAUCUAAUCCACUAAACCUCCUCUACUGCGCUGCCUAUCUCAUUACCCCGCAACCCACACGACGAAGCGCGAACUAAUUGCAUAAUACAUGCGUAAUCAACUCCGGGAGCGAAAACUUGCAUAACCGACAUACCGGAAGUUCGCCGCGGAAGAGGAAAACGACAUCAAGAUCCUAUACACAGCAGGUGUCGGGUGCCUAGCGGUGACAUACAGUCCCCAUGAAAGUGUUCUAACUAAAUUAUCUACCCUCUCUGAAUAAAAACUGAUUGAGAAAUAAAUAAAUAGGCAAAAAAUUC
Ornithodoros turicata is the source of this 3125-nucleotide messenger RNA. RefSeq names its product solute carrier family 22 member 3-like. NCBI's taxonomy places the organism in Eukaryota, Metazoa, Arthropoda, Arachnida, Ixodida, Argasidae. The record is from RefSeq and is a predicted model, not a curated record. Gene Ontology annotation, cellular component: membrane. The transcript is spliced from 10 exons. Gene Ontology annotation, molecular function: transmembrane transporter activity. Gene Ontology annotation, biological process: transmembrane transport. Bases 262 to 1941 code for a protein of 559 amino acids.